This is a messenger RNA of Saccharomyces kudriavzevii IFO 1802, 288 nucleotides long. RefSeq names its product Dad3p (gene DAD3). The transcript has a single exon. Gene Ontology annotation, cellular component: DASH complex; mitotic spindle. The record is from RefSeq and is a predicted model, not a curated record. Bases 1 to 288 code for a protein of 95 amino acids. Lineage: Eukaryota; Fungi; Ascomycota; Saccharomycetes; Saccharomycetales; Saccharomycetaceae. Gene Ontology annotation, biological process: attachment of spindle microtubules to kinetochore.
AUGGACCAUACAAUUUCACCAUUACAACAAGAAGUAUUGACUAAAUACAAGCAACUUUCCCUGGAUUUGAAAGCGCUGGAUGAAACAAUAAAAGAACUAAACCAUUCGCAACACGGGCAACAGCAGGAACAACAAGAAACUGUAUCAUCCGACGAAAUAUUGCAAGAAAUGAGGGAAAUAGAAGUCAAGAUUGGUUUAGUAGGAACACUGCUGAAAGGGAGCGUAUACUCGCUUAUUUUGCAAAGAAAACAAGAACUAGAAUCUUUGAAUAGCAGCUCUAAUCAAUGA